Messenger RNA from Sphaeramia orbicularis (orbiculate cardinalfish), 8631 nucleotides. It is a transcript of the gene tet2, whose product is annotated as tet methylcytosine dioxygenase 2. The transcript has 10 exons. The record is from RefSeq and is a predicted model, not a curated record. Gene Ontology annotation, molecular function: DNA 5-methylcytosine dioxygenase activity. Gene Ontology annotation, biological process: positive regulation of transcription by RNA polymerase II; myeloid cell differentiation; chromosomal 5-methylcytosine DNA demethylation, oxidation pathway. Gene Ontology annotation, cellular component: nucleus. NCBI's taxonomy places the organism in Eukaryota, Metazoa, Chordata, Actinopteri, Kurtiformes, Apogonidae. The coding region runs from base 458 to 5845 and encodes 1795 amino acids.
ACGGCUGAGCUAAGAAGAAAAAAAGAGGAGGGUGCAGAGGGGGGGAAAGAAAACCUGUCCCUUUGUGUGGGAUGGACUUAGCAGGAAAGUGAUUUUGUGAUUAUUUUAGCUUCUCAGCAAAACAAGGCUCUUCCCCCUGACCUGAAUGCACAUUUUGUCUACUCAGUGAGCCCGUGCUGCAUUACACCAGAGUCACAUAUGAGUGUGUUUCUCAGGCAAGCAAACAGCGACACCCAGGCUUCUCCUGAUGAUGAGAGCCAACGUCAGACCGGUUUCCAUGAAUAUUGAUGUGGAGGAUAGUCUGUUUCAUAGAAGAACAGAAGGAGGCAAGAUGGCUGCCCUUUAGGAUUUGUUAAAGAGGAGAUCCAGACGGUUUGUUGGAAUUUCUACAAAGUGGAGGGACGUAAAAGGAGGACGGACAAAGGGCAGCCUUGUGGAUGGACUGCAAGCAGGCCAGAUGGAAACAGACCAGGCCAGACAUGAGACGGAAGAAACUCUGGUAUUAGCGCAGUUUGGUACAUCUCGUAACAUCUCUCAUAACCUCCAGAAUGGAAGCCAGUCUUCAGAGGGGGAUUCUCUGCAGAUCACUGGGGAUACGAACUGGAAUCAUUAUAAAUCCAGUACAAGUGUCAACUCCAUGAAGAGGAACAGAGAGAACUGCAACAGUCCUGCUUCAGUGCAAGGACUGUAUGAUCAAGGAACCUACACAAUGAAUGGAGAGUUACUAAACGGGGAAUUGAAGCAUGCACUCACUGAUCAGUCCUUAAUGGUCCACCAGCCCAAGAAACUCAAAGCAGAUUUGGACAUUAAAAGACAUGAUAUCAUGAACCCAAAUUUAGCAGACAGCUUUCCUGAGUUGACAAAGACACCAGAGUUGCAAUGCAAUGCCCCACAGACAGACAUUAAUUUGGACAAGAGAACCUGCAAUGUACCGAAUGGGGAUAUUUUCUGUCUACCAAGGAAUAAACAAGUAAUUUCCAAUGGUGCUGCAUCACCCCCCUCAACCAUAGAAAGCACUCCAGGUGAUCUUUUAGAGAAAACCUUGUCCCACUAUUAUCCUGAGCAAGUGUCCAUUGCACCGCAAACAUCUGGGACACAGUUAAAUGCUGUCAAUGGUUCACUGGCAAACAAGAUUCCAAGUGAAGGUGCUCAACCUCAGUCUUUAACCUCAGGAUUGCACAGUUCAGCUCCGAUGCCUGAUUCAGAGCAACAGCAAACUGUCAGAUCUAAUAAUACUGGAAGUACCAACAACUUUAACUCUGUCAGCUAUAUUGUUAAUGGAUACUCUGGCAGUUACGGAGAAGGCCACCAGCAGCAACAUCAACAACAGCAACAACAACAGCAAUUACCACCUUUCUCUAACCAGGAGCUACCUGGUAUGGCCCCUCCAACAAAUUCUGCCAAUACUUCUCAACAGCAUCAAAAUGGAGCAGAGUGUUAUGCAAGAGACUCUCAAAGUUUAUUAACAAAAAAUAGCCAGGAGUUAAGCCAGCAUUCUUUUCCAGAUAAUAAUCCUCCUUUACAGAUUGCAGAGGAAGGUGGAUUUGGAUCUUUUCCCAACCCUGGGCUACAAAGAAUGGGACAAAAUGAUGAACCCAGGUCUGACCAACAUCAGCACCAUAAUCCCGACAGGGGCCUUCAAUAUGGGGUUCAGUCCCAGAACUUUCAACAAAAUGUUGGUAGCCAUGGGGCUGACAGUAUGGGUGCUAUAGGGCCAGGCCUCCAGCAGCCAAGCCAUGCCAGGUUAGAAAAUGGGAUGGAUAACACAUCUCAGCAAAGAGUCAGCAUGUCAUGUUCAACGCCACACCACAAAAGCUGGAGAGAGAUGAGCUCCUCACAUUCCCAGCAGCAACAGGCAAGUGGCCUGUCAUCCCAAACACAAGAGCAGGUCAUGUGGAGGGACUUCCGUCCUAAGCUUCAGUCAGAGCAGCAGACAACUAACCCCCAGGUUCACAGCCAGAUGUUGGACACAAACCCAGUGCAAGGACUCCAGACACAGGGUGUUUUCACAGACAACAGCCAGGGAUCUAACAGCUUCCAGCAGCCACAGCAGGACUGUCUCCCAGCACGAACACACUGUGUUUCAGCCCAGCACAAUUCCGCCACUGAGUGGCAGCAAUCAAACUCUAAAGCACCUCAAAUUCAGCCUCUGCUACAGGAAGUUUCAGAUCAGUGCAACCUCCCUCAAAACCAGCAGGCAGAUAGCACCUAUCGUGGCAACACACAGUCAGAGCACUUACCUGAAGGUGACCUACAGGAUAUACUGUCACCUGGGUUUUUACCAACACAGCAACAACAGCACUGUCAAGUUCAGCGUCCACCUUCCCACCCCCUGCAAUUUGAUGGGCAGCAGCUCAAGUCUCCCAAUUACAGACCUCAUAGUCAACCGCCACCGGGUCAGCAUCUUCAACCCAACCAGCCUCUUAGAACCAACUCUGCUCAGUCCAAUAUCCAACACAUCCUACAUGAUAACCAUGCACCAUUCAAUUACAAUACAGGUGAAAUGCAACAACUACAGCAACAUCAAAGACAGUAUCCUCAGAACUCAGGCAGCAGUAACCUCAAGCAAUUUCAACCACAGCGGCCUAACAACCACUGCCAACCACCUAACCAGGCUGACUUCCCCCAGUCUUCCUCACAUUCACAACCCCAAUUACCACAAGAUGUACUAAACCAACAGAUGUAUCCUAAAGCCGAACAGCAGCAGAGGACAUCAUGCACUCAGUUCCAAAGGGGACCUCAACUACCUCUGGGACCUGUGGGUCCCCAUGGAGACUUUUCAAGACAUGCAGCACUGCGAAUGCAUCUGUUACAAAGACAGGAGCGGCAGGGCCCUCCUCAACCUGCUCAGAGCACUAGUGAGCCCAGAAAUGUCAUGAGAGCUGUGAAAAUGGAAAAUGAUCCCAGAUAUGAAUUGCCUGGUUCCUGCCAGCAGCAGCAACAACAUUUACCAAUGCGAGAGACGAGCAUGAGUGGAAUGCAAGUCAAGCAGGAACCUCAGCAGUCCUUAUGUGAACAAAGCAAGAGGCAGAGCAGCAUCUUAGCCUCUAUGGAACAAAGCCUGAGGCAGUACCAGCUUUCACCUGUGUUUGAGAAGAAAUCCCUGGUCAUUAAUUCAUCAAAAGUCAAAGUGGAAUCAUCAGGACCUGUUACAAUCCUAUCAACUACUACAGACCAGGUUGGAGUGGAAUCAGCAGCAGCCUCAGCUUCUGUAGCUCUAAAAAAAACACCUGAUAUAACUCCAAAAAAGGAGCAUCUCUUACAGAACUUUGUUGACUCUCCCAUGAAGUUAUUGGACACUCCAAUAAAACAUCUGCUGGAUACCCCCUUGAAAACUCAGUAUGAUAUUGCAUCCUGUCACUGCGUUGAACAAAUCAGUGAAAAGGAUGAAGGUCCAUACUACACUCACCUUGGUGCAGCCCCAAGUGUCGCAGGAAUACGGGAAACAAUGGAGAAAAGAUGUGGUCUAAAAGGUCCAGCCAUCAGGAUUGAGAAAGUCAUAUACACCGGCAAAGAAGGAAAAAGUACACAGGGAUGCCCCAUAGCCAAAUGGGUGAUCCGCCGAUCCAGUGUGGAAGAAAAGAUAUUGGUGUUGGUCCGUGAACGUAAUGGUCAUACAUGUGAGACGGCCUGCAUAAUCGUGGUAAUCCUUGUCUGGGAGGGCAUACUUCCAAGCCUGGCUGACCGUCUUUACGUCGAACUGAGUGACACUUUGACAAAGCAUGGAGCCCACACCCAGAGACGCUGUGCUCUCAAUGAGGAGAGGACCUGUGCGUGCCAGGGCUUAAAUCCUGAGGCCUGUGGAGCCUCUUUCUCAUUUGGCUGCUCCUGGAGCAUGUACUACAAUGGCUGCAAAUUUGCACGCAGCAAAAUACCAAGAAAAUUCAAACUACUUGGGGAUGAUGUGAGAGAGGAAGAGAAACUAGAAGGAAACUUUCAAAAUUUGGCAACAUUACUGGGUCCUGUGUAUAAAACCUUGGCACCUGAAGCUUAUGGAAAUCAGGUUGAACAUGAACAUAGGGCAAUGGAUUGUCGUCUAGGGCUCAAAGAAGGCCGUCCCUUCUCUGGAGUCACUGCUUGUGUGGACUUCUGUGCUCAUGCUCACAGAGACCUCCACAAUAUGCAGGGAGGCAGCACCGUGGUGUGUACCUUAACCAGGGAAGACAACCGAGAGAUUGGAAAAAUUCCAGAGGACGAGCAGCUCCAUGUCCUGCCUCUUUACAAGACUUCCAGUACAGAUGAAUUUGGCAGUGAAGAGGGUCAGCAAGAGAAAAUCAAGUCAGGUGCCAUCCAAGUCCUUAGUGCCUUCCGCCGACAGGUGCGCAUGCUUGCAGAGCCUGCCAAGUCUUGCCGGCAAAAGAAGCUGGAUGCUAAGAAGGCUGCGGCUAAUAAGAAUGCCAUGCUGGAAAGUGCUCUUGAUAAAGCAGACAAGGCCAAGUCAAAAGGUGGCAUUUGUGAGAAUACUGCUCAGAUCACUCCAGUGGCAGGGCCUAUUCCAGGUGCUAUGGGAGCAGCCCUAGAGUCAGGUCAUCCCAGACACCUCCUUGGGGCCAUUCCCCAGCAUCAACAGCACCAGGGCAUUCUUCCUCCUUAUCCUGGCUCAACAAAUCCAGCCAGCUUCCCAAGAUUUCCAAACCACCCUGGAUCUUUCCCAAACACUUCCAAGCCUGGCAGCAUGUAUCCCCAUCAGCCACCGACACCAGCUAGCCCUUACCCUUCCCCACUCCAUGUACCAAAUUCUUACAUGAAUGGACCAAAUCGUCCAUAUCCUGGUUAUCAAUGUAAUGGAGGAAUGCCCCUUGAUAAUUACCACAGUUACUACGGUUCAAACCCAAAGCACCUGGACAUGUAUCGGCAACAGAGGCCUGCACUUUUAGAACAGCAGUAUGGAGUACAUCAACGCUAUGAGGUAAAUUAUCCACCACGGUAUGUUGAGCCAGGUUUACAGGUCAAUGGUUACAAUGCCUGCAACAUGAGGCCAGUUCAUCCCAUGAGACCUUUUGCUCCUUAUGGUCCCACUGGAACCCCAGAUCCACAGGUUAUGGGCCCCCUUGCAAGAAGACCGUCAGACCAUGGAGGUCUAGAUUAUUCAGCUGCUGUAAGCAAAGGCAAUCAAUUUGGAGGAUACCCAAAUCCAUACCUCUCUCAGAACCCUCAAAUCUUACCCCCAGGCCAAGACCCUUAUCAUAUGCAAGUUAAGACAGAAAUGGGCACUCCUAGCCCACAGGUGCUUUCUGCGCAAUUAAGUGGUGGGUGUCUAAACCCUGCAACACAGUCAGGAUUAAGUCUGCAAAACGGGAGCCAUAUGGGUUCUGGUAUUAAGCAAGAGCCUGGAACACCACAAACACCUACAACGCCCCAAAAGCCUGAAAUGUGGUCAGACAAUGAGCACAAUUUUUUGGACCCUGAUAUUGGUGGCGUGGCAGUGGCACCCAGCCAUGGCUCCGUACUUAUUGAGUGUGCAAAACGGGAGCUCCAUGCAACAACACCCCUCAAAAACCCGGACCGAAACCACCCAACACGCAUCUCCUUGGUCUUCUACCAGCACAAAAAUAUGAAUGAGGCCAAGCAUGGUUUGGCAUUGUGGGAGGCCAAAAUGGCAGAGAAGGCUCGAGAGAAAGAGGAAGAGGCGGAGAGGAAUGGUGGUGAUGUGACGCCUAACAAGGGCAACAAGAAGGGAGUCAAGCGUGAGCAUUCUGAGUCAGAGACAACCGGAGAGCCUCCUUAUAAGCGUUUUAUCCAGUCACUAAUGGAGGGGUCCUUGUCAUGCACAACAAACACCUAUGUCAGUACAUCUCCUUACGCCUUCACCAAGGUCACAGGACCCUACAGACAGUUUGUGUAAACAAGAUAACAAAGGAACUGGUGCUUAUUUUUAAACAACAACAACGAUCCUCAAGCACCACUGGCCUCAUCUACUGCACUCCUAUCUGUAAGGCUAACAUCUGUAGAACCUGUGAUCAAAUGACAUAAAAAUCACGUUUCACAUCAGGUCUUGGACCUCUUUAACAAUUAAGCUUUACGAGUUGAUCCUUCUAAGGAUGUAUUUUUUUUCUGGCAACAUUUGCAAGAUACAGUUUCUGGUGCUUUCAGUCAGAUACAUAAGGACCUAUUUUUACUGGAAACAAAGUUUUGUUUUUAGUGGCUUUAUUUUUCUUACAACUUUUUGGAGAUUUAAUCUUGACAUAAAACACUGAUUUUGUGUAUGACGAUGUUCACGGUGCUAAAUUGUGUGCUUACUACCAUAUAUUAUAAUUCAACUGCCUUCACACUAUAACCAUAAGACUCUUUAUGAGUGACAUUCAAUUAAGUAUGUGAAAAGGACACUGAAAAUACCAUCACUGUUAAAUCAUCAGCAUCCUAAUUGUUUUAGACAAGUCAGUGUUUCUUACAGCACUUUUUGAUAAUGAGUUUUUUAAUACCUUGGUAAUUAUGAAAUUUGGUUACAUUGUAUUGCAUCGUUGAGAGUUAUUCAUUUCUAAGCAUCCCCCAAAAUGAAAUAUAAGGUCAUAAAAGAUUUUACGAGCAAUCUAUGAAACACUUUCAACUUCAUGCAAAAAUUUUCCUACAUUUAUACUGUAUGUAUUGAGCCAUUCUAAUGGUGCAUUUUUUUUUUUUUUUUUACAUUUUAAGGUAAAAACCUCUGUGUUAUUUUAGUUUUUUUAGGUUUGCUUGAUUGUCAGCAAAUGUUUUUAAUGCUCUUUAGUGCAGGUUCAUCAAAAAAACCUGUAUUGUGAAUAUUACACAUAGUUUUAUGUCUGUGGUGCUUAGUAAAUGUGCUUUUUAUACACUGAGGAACAUGAAACAGGGUAAGCUCAGUGUCAGUUUCAGAGGGCAGCUGGCUUGCUGUUGGGGUGUUAAAAUAUUGUAAUCUAACUGUAAGAUAAACAGGUGAGAUUUGUACAGUAAAUUAAUUUCUCUUUUUGGAAUUACUGUUAUAGAUUUUGUGUUGUAAAGAAUGCUAACAGCCUUUUUCAUUGUAUUUCUUUGGGUUUCAAGUGAUUUUUUUUUUCAUAAGGUGCUACCUAACCUAAUAGAACAUACAAUGUGAGACUCUUUGGGCAGUGAGAAGGCUGUUAAUAAAUGUACAGUACCAACCUGUCACAUACCUCAAACUAGUUUGGCAAUAGGAUUAUAAAAUAUUUUCCUUUCUUUAUUUCUUUGACAAAUAUUAAUAAGAGUUUGGGCCACCAAAAGGCAUAAAAGUUCAUUACUUACUUUCUUUACUUUACCUGCAAGAAAGUAUUACUUGAACUUGAAUCUUGGAUGUAAAAUCAGGGACAUUUUCAACUAAUUUUGUGUACAUCUUCAUAGCCUGUAUUCAUCCUGUCUUGUCAUUCAGGGACUUGCCAUUGCCCCCAAAAUCCCAAUUUGAUUCUCGUCACUUAAAACAGACAAAAAAUAUUUUGUGAGGAAAAGUGUUAGUUUCCUGCAUUUUGUUUUUCCAAUGCUAGAAUUAAUGGUGGAGGAAAUCUUAUUAUAAUGAUUUGAAAAUUAUGCACUGAGCUGAUAAAAGGGAAAAGUAUAAUAUUGACUUAAGAGCAAUGAUGUUACUUUUGCAAUAAGGCAAGACUGGGGACAGUGGCUUAUAGUUGCACAUCUUUGUGCCUGUGAAUAGCUACAUUUAUUUAUAACCACUAAACAAUUGUAAAAUGAUUUUUCUUCCCUGUCUAUUUGACUUAAUUAAUGUGAUAUAUAAUGAAAAAAAAAAUUGUAGUAAGAACGUACCCCAAUCUUCAACAUAUUCAUUGUCUGAAAGCACUUCAUUUCUUUUUCAGGAAAAAUGUAAUAAUUACAAAAAGUUUUAUUUAAACAGAUUGUAAAUGUUUAAAAAAAAAAAAUUAAUUAUGUCACAAUGUACAUACCAAGAAUUUGUAUUGCAGGAAUACAACUCAUAUUUUGAUGUUGAUGUAGGUUCUUGUGUAGGUAAAGUCAAAAGAAAAAAACUGACCCACAGCUUUUCUAUCAGCAACUAUAGCAUAUCUUAAAAAGUCCUUCAGGUUAAUGAACAGAAUGCUCAUGGCUAGAGUAUCCAGGAAGUUUUUGUAAAUAUUAGGCUCACUGUCACAUCAAUGUUUACAGUUUUAGCAUCCUGUCAAACAUUAGAGGUUAUAGUUUAUCUUAAAUGUUUUGUUAUAUCUACAUUGAUAAAUGUCGAACUAUGUUGUACAGAACCCAGCUACAGUAGCAGGUUGUGGUUGAGAAAGCAGAGGUGUCUAAGAUAUAGCGGGUUAAAAGCAUAGCCAUACUUGAAGAUGCUUCAGAGUGUUUCUGAGUGAGUCAACAUUACUUGAAUGACUUUCUGGGCUUAACUCAUGCACUAUGUGCUCUGCUCAAAGGUUAAGCUAGCAGUUGAUCCACACUUCGUCUUUUUGCAGUUAGACACUAAAGGAUUUUAAAAAUGUGCAACUUUUUGCCUGUCAUUUUGUUUUUAAGGCUUCCCUAGCUCUCCUGAAGUUUGGUAUGCUAUAAAAAAAAAAAAAAUGGAAUUAAGGAUGGGUAUAAAUACUGUAAGUAUUGUAAUGUACUGAAUGCAGUUUAUUUGAAAGCUGUUUAUUAUAUCAUUCCUGAUAUUGCUGAAAUGUGGGUGUUUUUUUUUUUUUUUUAAUAAAAUGUAUAUUUAUUUUAAAG